Molecule: messenger RNA, 2622 nt
Organism: Raphanus sativus (radish)
Lineage: Eukaryota; Viridiplantae; Streptophyta; Magnoliopsida; Brassicales; Brassicaceae
Exons: 10
Coding region: 1-2622 (873 amino acids)
Biological process (GO): proteolysis
Molecular function (GO): cysteine-type peptidase activity
Source: RefSeq, a predicted model, not a curated record
AUGGAUGAACCAAUCCUCCCAAAUAGAAUCUUCGCAUUAGGGCACGAACCAUCCGGUCAACACGUCAAUUCGUACCACAGAAUGAAGCGAACUGAAGCACUGAUUGAAGCCCUCGAUGCUGAAGAGAUCAUGUUCCUCCGUAACUCACCAUUUGGGAAGGUUAUCGCUUUGUACGAAAACCCACCAUUUUCCGGUGCAUUUGGGCUCAACUGUGGAAAACUUCCCACUCCGUCAUUGAAGAGGAAGAAUCCGCUGCGUGAGAAGCCGUAUUGGAACGAACUUUUUGGCUCUCUCAAGUCGUGUACUACGGAGAUGGUUAUUGAGAUGCUGAAGAACAAAACAGUUAAGGAGAAGAAUAAAAGGCUUGCUUGUCUAGCAAUUACUUCUUCCGUGCUCAUGCCCUCGUCUCAUUUCCCCAAGAUCAGUCCGGAACACAUGGAGAUGAUUAGGGAUCUAGACGAAUUUCUGGCAUAUCCGUGGGGACGUGUUUCGUUCCAGUUAUUGAUGUCUGGUUUUGUGGAUGCUAUCCAACUAGUGAUGAUCGCUGCGGUGCCUCAGUUGAAGGAAGAGGUCGUUCAAAACGUACCUGUGGUGAUUGUGGACACCGACAGCGAUAAUGAAACCGCAAGAGAACCUGCUCCACAAAAUCAACCACUUGCUAUGGCUCGCUUUGUUGUCAUCCCGGGACAUGCCAAAGAUCUUGAUUCCAGAUGCCAGGUUCAUGUUAGAUCUAUUCUUGAUGAUCCGGAGGAGGAGUGGUCGGUAGGGAAGGACUUUUCGUGGGACGAUGAGUCCCCUGAUCCUGCUGUCGAUACGUUGGUUCGGCUGAUUGGGGAGUGCUUUGUUUUCCGGAAAGAAAUGUUUAAGGGUGGACUCACGGCUGCUGAUAUUAACCGUUUAAGGGGCAACAAGAACAAGGACAAAGAGGGUAAGGAUAACCAUGAUAGAGAGAGACCCGAAAGAGAAUCCAACCUGGAUCAAGAUCCCGAUGAAGAUCACUCGAAGCUCCCCAGGGGAUCAAGGCUUGCUGAUAUUGUUGCCUCUAAGGUUAGAGAGGAACUUCUUGGCAUGGAGGCCCGUAUCCUGGCUGGUUACGAAAGCCAAGUUGAGUCUGACGUUGGUGGUUUGGGCAUCGACAGGAAGAUAUCUGAAAUCCACAAAGCCGUUUCCUCACUGAAGGGAAUCGAAGGCAGAGUCAACGAGAACUUAUCAAUUGCUGUUAAAGCCAUGCAGGAAAAUGUUUCCGAGUCCAUUAUCAGCUUCCUUAGAAAUUCCUUAGCGACCGAGCCACCUUCGCAUGAGUCUAGUCCUAGUCCAUAUCCUUCAGCUGAUUCACCGCCUCCCCGUAAUGAUGAGACAUCAGCUCAAAAUAGCCCAGGGAAACGAAGUGGGGAGGUCCCGGCUGCUGAGGUCCCUGAUGUGUCAGAUGCCCAACUGGAAUCUCCAGCUCAACGUCCUGGUCCCUCUUCUGUUCCUGAAAUCCCCACAUGCCCCAACGCGGCUGUUCGGAAGGUUCUAGAUGACUUGAACGCCGGCGACAUUACGGGAACUGGUGGGUCUGACGGAUACGAUGCUCAGGAGGCUCUUAACGUGUAUGAUCCGGAGGAAGCGACAGAGGGUCCUUCUGAAGUGCGCACUGAGAAAGAGACUGUUGUAAACGAUAAUACCGGAGCUUCUGAAUCAUCUAUUGGUCCAAUUGAAAUGGAAGGACCAACCCAGCCCGUAACCUUCCCAGAGGUUGAAGACCCAUCAUUCUCUCUUGGUGUAACCCAAGAAGCUACUUGCCAGGAGCCUGACGCCAAAGAAGCUCGUAAGAGCAAGAGGCCGCGUGCUAUACCGGCCGUAUUUCAAGACUUCCAAUGCGACCCCAAAACCGGUGGCCAAUACGCCGUGGACCCGGAAUUUGAUUCUUUGUUUCAGGGGAUGGCACAGGAACUCAACUCCAUAGACUACAAAGUAUCAACGAGGGAGUUUCUUGAUAUUGCCCACCGUACUAACCAAAUGUCUACUAAGGUAAUGGACAUAUUAAUGGCUUUUCUGUCCACUUACCUGAGCUCAUCGUCUUCAACAGUCGCUGUCUUUGACUCCACUCUUCCCGCUGCUCUCAUGAAGAACUACUCUCGUUUUGUGAAGACUGCAGUGAAAGACAGGCACCGGCUCAAGUUUGCAGACCCCGUAAUCAACACUCUGAAGGUAACCAAUGCUGAUAAGAUCUAUUUCCCCUUCAACAUUGACCAGCAACACUGGGUUGGUGUGUGUGUGGACAUCAAGACCGGGGCGGUUCAUGUGCUCGACUGUUGCACUAGUCUUAAGUCUGACUCGCAGAUGAAGAAGGAACUAACCCCGCUGGGUAACAUGUUACCACAUGUCGUUAGUAAUGCCAGAGCUGGUGGUUCGUCGGAGGUCCCUAAACCGUUUGUUGUUAGCAGGGUCAAGAGUAUUCCGCAGAUUUCUUUGCCUACUGAUGCGGCUGUAAUGACGGUUCUUCUGAUCGAAGCACAUGGUUCCUCUGGUGCUGACUCGUGCAAAGCCCUAACUCUCAGGAUUCUCCCAGGCGCAGCCAAGCAAUUGUUGGUCAAAUUCUUCAAAAGCCCCCUUGUUAUCCGGAUCAAUACCAGCUAA